This is a messenger RNA of Hevea brasiliensis (rubber tree), 1225 nucleotides long. RefSeq names its product transcription factor bHLH95-like. The transcript has 3 exons. The coding region runs from base 199 to 942 and encodes 247 amino acids. Gene Ontology annotation, biological process: regulation of DNA-templated transcription; endosperm development. Gene Ontology annotation, molecular function: protein dimerization activity; DNA-binding transcription factor activity. Lineage: Eukaryota; Viridiplantae; Streptophyta; Magnoliopsida; Malpighiales; Euphorbiaceae. The record is from RefSeq and is a predicted model, not a curated record.
GUUCUCUUCUCCUCUUUUGCUACUCUAAAUUCCUCCUCUUCCAUUACACACUCUUCUCUACAAUCCUAACAUGUAUGCAAAUAGAACCCAUCAACAUAACCCUUUAAUCUCCAUUCCAAUUCUGAUAAUUUCGCUUAUCUCAUUGGACAGAAGUCAAGCUUGGAAGCACAUAAUUCAAACUCCAAUAGCCUAUAUCAUAUGGAGGCAGCAGUUGCUCAAGUGGGUCAGAAAAGAAAUCGAAAAGGGGUUGCAAAAAAUGGAGAGGCUGUUAAUUCUGGUGGUGGUGUUGAAUCAGAUCAUGAUGUACAUAUCUUGACCGAGAGAGAGAGAAGGAAGAAGAUGAGGAACAUGUUCUCUAGCCUUCAUGCUUUGCUUCCUCAACUCCCUGCUAAGGCAGACAAGUCCACCAUUGUUGAUGAAGCAGUAAAAUACAUUAAGACCCUCCAGGAAAUUCUCCAAACGCUAGAGAAACAACGGGAAGAAAAGCUCCAAGGAGUAACAAUUGUUGACAGUGAACGAUCAGUUAUCACAUCACAUACACAACCACUUGAAUCCAGGGAAGCUUUUCUGGCUACUCAGGGACCAUCAAAGAGUUUCACUAUGGCUACAAACAUGCCUCAUUCGUUUCCUCUUUCUCUUUCUCCAUGUUGCUUCCAGACAUGGUUUUCGCCAAAUGUUGUAAUGAACAUGUGUGGUGAUAAUGCACAGAUUAGUGUGUGUUCAGUGAAGAGGCCUGGGUUACUUACCAGAAUCUUCUAUAUCCUAGAGAAGCAUAAAUUGGAUGUUGUGUCUGCUCAUAUUUCCUCAGAUCAAUUCCGUAGCAUUUACAUGAUUCAUGUUCAUGCUGGUGGGGCUUCUGGUCAGUAUCCAGAGGCAUUGUCAGUGGAAGAUACAUUCAAGCUAGCAGCAGGAGAGAUGAACUUAUGGCUAUUGUCAUGUUGAUUCCAGGCAAUCAACGGAGAAGAAAUCCUCCAGGCAUCUGCCUUUUUUGUAGAAGGGUUGUCUCGUGCUGAAGACAAGAAUUAAUAGAGCUACCAUGCUGUACUUGGAGGCUUGGAUAGUUUAUAUUCAUCCAGAGAACAUAAUGUUCUAAUUAACUCACUUAAGCCAUGUGUAGAAAAAUGCAUAAUAUUUCUGCAAUAAUGAGACAUAAACAAAAUGAAAUCAAGUGUAUAUAUACAUAAGAGUUCAAAGAGUUAAUGGAAGUUCAAUUAUCUUAUAAAUA